UCCCAGGCCCAACCCACUCCACUUCUCCCCGCACAGACCCGACUCGGACAGCUCUUCCUUGUUGCGGUUGCCCCCCCCCCCCCCCAAUUCCUCUUCCUCCUUUCUAUUUCAAUCUUCUUCUUGUUUCGAGUCGAAGAAAGAUAUCUACAAUUGGAUAUCAUGUCGGAAACGGAAGAACCCAUUAAGCGCGAUGUGCGCAACCAUAUGCUCUUCGAGGUGGCCACGGAAGUGGCCAACCGCGUGGGCGGGAUCUACUCGGUCCUCAAAUCCAAAGCUCCAGUCACCACCGCGGAGUAUGGUGAGCGGUACACGUUGAUCGGCCCGCUCAACAAGGCUUCUGCCGCAGUAGAGGUCGAGGAGCUGACGCCGUCUAACCCGGCUUUGCGGGAAACAAUCCAAUCCAUGAAGGAACGGGGUAUUGAGAUGAUCUACGGUCGCUGGCUGAUUGAGGGAGCUCCCCGAGUGCUUCUCAUUGACACCGGUACUGGCUACAAGUGGUUGGAUGAGUGGAAGGGCGAUCUUUGGACUUCCUCGGCCAUUCCAUCCCCCGCCGGCGAUCAUGAGACCAAUGAGGCUAUUGUUUUUGGAUAUUUGGUAGCUUGGUUUUUGGGAGAGUAUAUUGCCCACGACCGUCGCCGGGCGGUCAUUGCCCAUUUCCAUGAAUGGUUGGCUGGUGUAGCUCUGCCUCUCACCAAGAAGCGCCACAUGGAUCUCACCACUGUCUUUACUACUCAUGCAACGUUGCUGGGUCGCUAUCUCUGUGCUGGCUCGGUUGAUUUCUACAAUAACCUCCAGUACUUCGAUGUGGAUGCGGAGGCCGGAAAGCGAGGCAUCUACCACCGUUACUGCAUCGAGCGGGCUGCUACUCAUUCCUGUGACGUCUUUACCACGGUCUCGCACAUCACCGCUUUCGAGAGCGAGCAUCUGCUGAAGCGGAAACCCGACGGCGUGCUGCCCAACGGUCUGAAUGUGAAGAAGUUCUCUGCCAUGCACGAGUUCCAGAACCUGCACUCCCAGGCCAAGGAGAAGAUCCACGACUUUGUUCGGGGUCAUUUCUACGGUCACAAUGAUUUUGAUUUGGAUAAUACUCUCUAUCUCUUCACUGCGGGUCGUUAUGAAUUCCGCAAUAAGGGUGUCGAUAUGUUCAUUGAGGGGCUGGCCCGUCUCAACCAUCGCCUAAAGUCCGCUGGGUCAACCAUGACCGUCGUUGCCUUUAUUAUUAUGCCGGCGCAGACCUCGUCGCUGACAGUGGAAUCACUGAAGGGACAGGCCGUGGUCAAAUCCCUGCGCGAUACCGUGGAGAAUAUUGAGAAGGGCAUUGGCAAGCGCAUGUAUGAGCGCUGCCUUGCCUGGAAGGAGGGUGACAACAUGCCCGACGAGAAGGAUCUCAUUACCAGUCAAGACCGCGUUAUGCUUCGUCGUCGCUUGUUCGGCAUGAAGCGUCUCGGUCUUCCUCCCAUUGUGACUCACAAUAUGCACAAUGACCACGAGGAUCCCAUCCUGAACCAGAUUCGCCGGGUCCAGUUGUUCAACCACUCGUCCGACCGUGUCAAGGUUGUCUUCCACCCCGAAUUCCUCAACUCCGCCAACCCCGUCUUGCCGCUUGACUACGACGACUUUGUUCGCGGUACCCACUUGGGUGUCUUCCCCUCCUACUAUGAGCCGUGGGGAUACACGCCUGCCGAAUGUACCGUGAUGGGUGUGCCCAGCAUCACCACCAACCUGUCCGGAUUUGGUUGCUAUAUGGAGGAAUUGAUUGAGAAUUCCUCGGAUUACGGAAUUUAUAUCGUGGACCGUCGCGCCAAGGGCGUCGACGAUUCGGUGAACCAAUUGUCCGACUUUAUGUUCAAUUUCACUCAGAAGAGUCGCCGCCAGCGUAUCAACCAGCGUAACCGCACGGAGCGUCUGAGUGACUUGCUCGACUGGAAGAGAAUGGGCUUAGAGUAUGUCAAGGCACGCCAACUGGCGUUGAGAAGAGCCUACCCGUCCUCCUUCGAGGGUGAAGAGGAGUACUUCGAUAUCAUUGGAGGAACAGACCACAAGGUCUCUCGCCCGCUUUCUAUUCCUGGAUCCCCCCGGGAUCGCUCCGGAAUGAUGACCCCCGGCGACUUUGCCUCUCUGCAGGAAGGUCAUGAGGGGCUCAGCACCGAAGAUUAUAUUGCUUGGAAGCUGCCUGAAGAAGAAGAGCCCGAAGAGCACUUCCCCCUCACACUGCGAACCCGCAAGAUGGCAGACCGGGCUGCAUCACCGUUGGACAGUAUAUCGGUCAAUGGAUCGGUCAAUGGUCAACAAAGUCCGCAGUAG
Molecule: messenger RNA, 2304 nt
Organism: Penicillium bovifimosum
Lineage: Eukaryota; Fungi; Ascomycota; Eurotiomycetes; Eurotiales; Aspergillaceae
Product: glycogen [starch] synthase
Exons: 4
Biological process (GO): glycogen biosynthetic process
Cellular component (GO): cytoplasm
Molecular function (GO): alpha-1,4-glucan glucosyltransferase (UDP-glucose donor) activity
Source: RefSeq, a predicted model, not a curated record